Callithrix jacchus (white-tufted-ear marmoset) is the source of this 2766-nucleotide messenger RNA. The record is from RefSeq and is a predicted model, not a curated record. Lineage: Eukaryota; Metazoa; Chordata; Mammalia; Primates; Cebidae.
UCUCAGCCGAGGAUCAUUUGCUCGCGAGAGUUCCUCCGACUACCUGCUCACAAGGCUGCUGCAGGAAACUAAGGUAAGAAGAUUGCCGAGACUUAGCUCGACCACACUCCCUGAGGCCCCGCCCCUCCUCUUUGGCCCUCCUCUGGGCACCCCGCCCCAGUGUUGCACGUGCAGUUGUUGUGGUUUACGUCACGUGUUCCCGGAAGUGCAAGACAGGCCCGCCUCAAAGAUGGCGACGCCCAGCGCACGAGGACGUGGUCCGUCUUAGAUCUGACUUGGAUGGUAGCCUUGACGAGGUCUGCGGUACCAUGGACCGGCCAGGAUUCAUGGCGUCGCUGGUGGCUGGUGGAUUAGCAGGGGUUUCUGUUGACUUGAUAUUAUUUCCUCUGGAUACUAUUAAAACCAGGCUGCAGAGUCCUCAAGGAUUUAAUAAGGCUGGUGGUUUUCAAGGAAUAUAUGCUGGUGUUCCUUCUGCUGCUAUUGGAUCCUUCCCUAAUGCUGCUGCAUUUUUUAUCACCUAUGAAUAUGUGAAGUGGUUUUUGCAUACUGAUUCAUCUUCAUAUUUGACACCUAUGAAGCAUAUGUUGGCUGCCUCUGCUGGAGAAGUGGUUGCCUGCCUGAUUCGAGUUCCAUCUGAAGUGGUUAAACAGAGGGCACAGGUAUCUGCUUCUACAAGAACAUUUCAGAUUUUCUCUAACAUCUUACAUGAAGAGGGUAUCCAAGGGUUGUAUCGAGGCUAUAAAAGCACAGUUUUAAGAGAGAUUCCUUUUUCUUUGGUCCAGUUUCCCUUAUGGGAGUCCUUAAAAGUUUUUCCUUGCCAAGCUUUACGUCAAAGAAAGUAUGGGACACACAAUAGAAAAAGAAUGAGAACUCCUCAGCAUACUUGCAUUCAAAUUAUAAAGGUAAGAAGCAACAUUUUCUGGUUUCUAGAGCAACUGAGAGAGUUCCAUAUAGGGAAUGUAAGAAUUGGAAAAGCAUGAAACUCCUACUUUUAGGUGAAAUUCAGUGAGUAAACAAAAUGUUUCAGAAAUGUUUGUGUUUUAUAGUUUGGCCAAGGAAAAGGUAAAUAGAGAUGGUGGAAAAAAAGAUGACAAAGAAGACCAGUAGGGCAGGAAGAGUAUUGUGUAUCUCAAAGGCCCAAGAGGAUGGAUGGAAGGAAAGGCUGUGGCUCCUGGAGCCCCUUCUCCCAGCUCCUCAUUUAGAGCUGCGUACCCAGCUGCCCAGGCAGCCUGCUGUGGUUACGGUUGUGGAGCCAAACUGGUAACACCCAGCACAUUCCUUGCAGGUUCUCUUACUUAAACUAAAGGUAAGAUUUAACCAUGGCUUAUGAAUGCCAUAGCCUGGAGGUAGUGGGAUAGGGUCCUUUGUAAGGAAAUAAGGAGAAGCAUACCAGAAUUCCUCAUUUCUUUCUUUUAGGCAUUUUUCUCAUAUUUAUGCAAGUUUGUGACUGAAAUGAGAAAAAUAGAAUCCAUCAAGAUAAAAGGUUCUUGGGAUGAGUCAUAUCGACUUCUUUUGGCUGAGACAAAGUGUGAGAAAAGAGAAUUUUCCACACUUCAGUUUAAUCAGAUAAUCAAACAUAAAUAUAUAUUUACACUUAAAAUGCCAAUAAUGAUUCCGUGUUCCAAGGAAACGUAAGACCUUGGAAAUCAGCUUAUGAUUUUCAAGGGACCCAUCUAUACAUUCACAUGUAACCUCCUUUAACAAAUGGGGAUACAAAGGAGAGUGUUAGCUGUUUGUAUUUGUCUUGGGACCUGCUUGCUUGUUAUUUGUGAGCAUUUUGGAGAUUUGUUGAGUACAUAUAGUUUAAGUUUCCCAUAUGAGUUCAUGUGCUGCUUCUAGGUCUUGCUCUGCCCCAGUAGGCUUCACCAGUUGAUCAUAGCCUUCAUUCCAACUGAGCCUAAAUAAACUUGAGAAACCAUUUUUGCACAGCUCUUUAUGAAGCAUUGUCCAGUUCAGUAAAUGCCAUUUCUGAUUUACAGGGUUCUUUAUUGAACCAAGAGUGAAAAUUUGGGAUUGGCCCAUUCACGUUUUCUUCUGUUCUUUACACAAGGGUAAAUUGAUGAAAUACUACUUAUAUGGUAGGUGUUCAUGUAGGUACCAAACAUAUACCAGCCUUCUUUAUAUUAGGAAUCGUGUGGGGCCCUGUGGGAUUCCAGAGAUGAAGGUAACGAGGUCCCUCUCCCUUAGAAUCAAAGGCGAGAUGAGAGAGCUUUUAAAGGGCGAUGAAAAAAAACAAGUGACUGCUUUCUUUUAAAAUAUUUUUCUGGUGCUUUUUUAGACAAAAUCUUGUCAGUAUAUCUAUUUCCCAAUAAAUAGGGCUUGUCAGUGCAAGUCCUGCAGCUCUUUUAUGUUAACCAUUUUUGAUAAAAAAUCUUUUUAAAGAGAUUGUCCCAUAUGUAAACAUAGCAAACCAAGUGUUCUUUUGCAGGCAAAAAUAUUAAAAACAAUCAUACCUGGGCCAGGCAUGGUGCCUCACGCCUACAGUCCCAGCACUUUGGGAGGCUGAGGUGGGUGGAUCAUGAGGUCAGGAGAUCGAGACCAUCCUCGCUACUUAAAAUACAAAAAAUUAGCUGGGUGUGGUGGCACGCGCCUUUAGUCUCAACUACUUGGGAGGCUGAGGCAGGAGAAUUGCUUGGACCGGGGAGGCGAAGGUUGCAGUGAGCCGAGACUGUGCCACUGCACUCCAGCCUGGGGGACAGAGUGAGACUCCUUCUCAAAAAAAAAAAAAAAAAAAAAAAAAUCACACUUUUUCUUGAUGACUCAUAA